Molecule: messenger RNA, 2230 nt
Organism: Pogona vitticeps (central bearded dragon)
Lineage: Eukaryota; Metazoa; Chordata; Lepidosauria; Squamata; Agamidae
Gene: XYLB
Product: xylulokinase
Biological process (GO): xylulose metabolic process; D-xylose metabolic process; phosphorylation
Cellular component (GO): cytosol
Molecular function (GO): D-xylulokinase activity
Source: RefSeq, a predicted model, not a curated record
CCCCCGGAGAAGUCCCGGGGGCUGGCUCGGGUCAAUGUCCCCGGGGACGGCCGGCCUCCUUCGCCCUGCGCGCCAAACCGAGGCCGGGGAGCGAGCUGCUUCCUCCCAGGCUUGGAGGCCUCCUCAGGAGGAGGAGGAGGAGAAGGAGGAGGAAGGCCGGGGCUGCAACCGCGCAGGCCGCCGCCAUGGCUGCGCCCAUAAAUGCUUGCUACCUGGGCUGGGACUUCAGCACGCAGCAGCUGAAAGUAAUUGCUGUAGAUGAACAACUAAGAGUCAUCCAUGAGAAUAAUGUUAAUUUUGACAAAGAGCUUCCAGAAUUCAGCACUCAAGGUGGUGUCUAUGUUCAUAACGAUAGAUUAACAGUAACAUCUCCUGUAUUAAUGUGGGUGAAAGCCUUAGAUCUGAUUUUGGAAAAGAUGAAGUCUUCUGGAUUCAAUUUUUCUAGAGUGAAAGGUUUGUCUGGAGCUGGACAGCAACAUGGGAGUGUCUACUGGAACGAAGGUGCGCACUCUGUCUUACAGAACCUGUCACCUGGUCUCCCUUUACAUCGGUCGCUAAAGUCUUGCUUUUCUGUGAGCAACAGCCCUGUGUGGAUGGAUUCCAGUACAACUGCUCAGUGCAGCACCCUAGAAAAAGCUGCUGGAGGGGCUCUGAAAUUGGCCGAAGUCACCGGCUCACGAGCCUAUGAGCGUUUUACAGGAAACCAGAUAGCGAAGAUUUACAGCCAGAACCCUGAAGUCUACACACAAACUGAGAGGAUAUCCUUGGUCAGCAGCUUUGCAGCCUCGCUCUUCCUAGGUGCUUAUGCACCCAUCGAUUAUAGUGACGGCUCUGGCAUGAAUUUACUGGAUAUCCAUGAAAAAGUAUGGAAUGCAGACUGUCUUGAUGCUUGUGCACCAGAAUUAGCAAAAAAGCUGGGCCGUCCUGUGCCAUCAAGUAAAAUACUGGGGUCGGUUUCACCAUACUACGUUCAGCGUUUUGGGUUUCAUCCUGACUGUAAAGUUGUAGCAUUUACUGGAGACAAUCCAGCAUCUUUGGCAGCAAUGAGGCUUGCUGAAGGGGAUGUGGCAAUUAGCCUGGGCACUAGUGAUACAUUGUUUCUCUGGAUUAAGGAGCCAAAUCCUGCUCUAGAAGGACAUAUCCUUUGUAGUCCUGUGGAUACAAAAGCCUACAUGGCCCUCCUAUGUUAUAAGAAUGGUUCUUUGAUGAGAGAGAAGAUACGAGAUGAGCUUGCCUCUGGCUCUUGGGAAGAAUUUUCCAAAUUACUAGCGUCAGCAGCUGUUGGAAAUGACGGAAAUGUCGGUUUUUAUUUUGAUGUGAUGGAGAUUAUACCCAGUGCUGUUGGCAUUCACAGAUUCAACAGGCAUGGUGACAGAGUGCCAGCCUUUCCGAGGGACGUGGAGGUACGAGCCUUGAUGGAAGGGCAGUUCAUGGCCAAAAGAAUCCACGCCGAAAAGCUAGGAUACAGAAUCUUGCCAACAACAAGAGUCCUUGCAACGGGCGGGGCAUCUCACAACAACGCAAUCUUACAAGUCCUGUCUGAUGUGUUCAAUGCUCCAGUUUACACUAUUGACACUGCUAAUUCAGCCUGUUUAGGAUCUGCUUACAGAGCAAUCCAUGGGCUUGUGGCGGAGAGAAACGUGCCCUUGACUGAUGUUGUGAAAUUAGCACCAGGGCCCAAAUUAGUUGCUACUCCAACAGCUGGUGUGGCUCAGGUUUACCAGCCUUUGCUUAAACGGUACAUGGAUCUCGAGGGGCAAGUGCUGAAGCACUCAAAAUAACAUUUUACGGGCGAAACCAAAGUCAAGUGAUUGCCUCAUUUAAAUGUAAAGAGGAGUGAAGAUCAGAAGAAACCAUCAUUUUAAUUGAAAAAUGCAUUCCUUCCUUUUGUACUUGAAACGAACUGUGAUGUGAUAUAUUGUCUAAGAGCCAAGGAACAAACACUGGUGUCAUUUGAUUGCUGGAUACUGUCUGCUAUCCCUGGUGUUCCAAAGCCCAUAUGUCAUUGUGCCUUUCUGUGCUUACCUCUUUCUUCCUACCAGCUGGGUGUUGGACAACGGAAGACAGUUCAUGGUCUAUGCAGGCCAAUGUACUAAGCCCAAGGUUGUGUAGCAGGGCUUCAGCAGAUGUGACAUGCUGUGGUUGUCAGUAGGUUGGAUAGAUUCAAAAUGAAGGUGUAAGAUGGAAUUUCCAGUGGAUUUCCAGAAAUAAAAAAGACUUCUAAUUCUAA